Messenger RNA from Thamnophis sirtalis, 1034 nucleotides. The record is from RefSeq and is a predicted model, not a curated record. NCBI's taxonomy places the organism in Eukaryota, Metazoa, Chordata, Lepidosauria, Squamata, Natricidae.
CUCCCGCCCUCCCCGGGCCGCUUGCCUUGGUGGAAGGGAGAUAAUAGGACGCCUUCCCAUCUCCCUGGAACCCGAGAGAAAGCAGUUGCUAUCUGCUCCUCCUCCUCCUGCUGCUCAGUGGGAAGGUUUGUUAUGAAUUGAAAGCAGCGGCUCGCUGUUCUUGGGUUUAAGCCCCCUAGCAGGCUGCUGAGUCCCUUUGUCGGCUGGGUGUGUGGAUUCACACGUGUGCGCGCUUGCUUGGGCGUAUCUGACCGUGGGGAAAAGGUCCUCCUGAAACGGGUUGGACUAGAUGUCAUCCAAGGUCCCUUCCAACUCUGUUACUGUUUACUGUUUAAAUCGGCCUGUCUUUUGAGGUCAGCUGAUAGGAACAGGGGCUCUGCCUCUUGAGAAGACACGGCUGGGUGUUGCAGAGGUGCAAGUCAUCUGGUAAUUUUUAACUUUCUGGAUUCUGCAAUCUGGCUUUGUUGACUGUUGAUAAACCAGCAUGCUUGGUAGAAGACCCAGGAAAAGCCCCCAGGCCAAGGGUCAGGCAGGAGCUGCCGCAAAACAGCUGGGUCUUUUUAUAGAGUUCAAUCCUGAAGAGAUGAUACUAGAUCUAGAAGACGAUGGGGAUCUAGAAGCUGAGCUAGCGGCUAUUACUGGAGAGAAUUUGCCUACUGGAAAAACCAAACCAAAAGGAAAAUCCCCUUUGCCCAUGGGUCAUAUAGAAAAGAUGGCUGCUGAGUGCAUGAAGGACAUGGAUGAUGAUGAUGAUGAAGGUCUGGAGGAAGAUACCGAACUUUUGGUAUAUAUGGGAGUCUGCUGGAAGACUGCUUAUCCCCCCUCUAGUUCUAAAGAGGAACCAUCAUUUCAUACCAUUUUUCUCAGGCAAAAUUAAACUUCAAAUCCUAUAAUCUGCAGCCAGAAGAGAAAGCAGUCAUGUUGGUUGGAAAAAUUAUGAGAAUUGAAGCGAAAUUCAUUGAGAAUGUACCAAGAUGCUUAUAAGAAAUAUUGGAUAUGAUAGCAAUAGCAGUUAGACUUAUAUACCACUUCAU